AGCCUCCCUUUCCAAAAAAUACAACACAGCAUCACAGCACAAGACCACCAGCCUACACCUGACAGCUGUAUACUCAGUAUGGUAGUGGGACAGCUUAAGGCAGAUGAUGACCAGGUUCUAGGCUUCCAGCAAACCUUUUUGUUGAAAAGUUUUCACGGUGCUUGGGUGUGCACCAACGAAGUCUUCAGGCUAGCCCUCCACAACGCUGAUGAAGAUCCUAUCAUGGGAUUCCACCAGAUGUUUCUAUUAAAGAACAUCAACGAUGCCUGGGUUUGCACCAAUGACAUGUUCCGGCUAGCACUGCACAACUUUGGCUGA
Molecule: messenger RNA, 318 nt
Organism: Antrostomus carolinensis (chuck-will's-widow)
Lineage: Eukaryota; Metazoa; Chordata; Aves; Caprimulgiformes; Caprimulgidae
Product: nuclear transport factor 2
Exons: 3
Biological process (GO): nucleocytoplasmic transport
Source: RefSeq, a predicted model, not a curated record